This is a messenger RNA of Phasianus colchicus (ring-necked pheasant), 2684 nucleotides long. Its product is annotated as alpha-1-antitrypsin-like. The record is from RefSeq and is a predicted model, not a curated record. Gene Ontology annotation, molecular function: serine-type endopeptidase inhibitor activity. NCBI's taxonomy places the organism in Eukaryota, Metazoa, Chordata, Aves, Galliformes, Phasianidae.
AUCUCUUCUGGAGAUCCUCUUCUCUGGAGUUUCAUAGCAAGCCCAGGAUAUGGGAUUUUAAUACAAGAUGAAGACUGUAUUUUAUAUAUGUUUGCUUCUGGCUGGGCUUCAUGCUUUUGCCUAUGGUCAGCUUACAGCCAACCACCACAAUGGACAUGAUCCAAAUGAACAUAACGACCAUAUACAUCAUAAUGCUGAAGCAGCUGCUUGCCUCAAGCUAGUGCCAAACAAUGCUGACUUUGCAUUUAAAUUUCUAAAUGAGGUUGCACUGGAAGAACCUAAUAAGAACAUCUUCUUCUCUCCUGUAAGCAUCUCCACUGCCUUUGCAAUGUUGGCCCUGGGGGCUAGGUCAAUCACCAAGACUCAGAUCCUGGAAGGACUUGCCUUUAACCUUACAGAGAUUCAGGAGAAAGAGAUACAUGAUGGCUUCCACAAUCUUAUGCACAUGCUGAGCCAUCCUGAGAGUGGGGUACAGCUCAACAUGGGGAAUGCAAUCUUUCUAACAGAGAAGCUGAAACCACUAGAAAAGUUCUUAGAUGAUGCCAAACCUUUGUAUCAACUAGAGGUUUUAGCUACUGACUUCAACAAUCCCACAAAGGCUGAGAAGGAGAUCAAUGAUUAUGUAGAGAAGAAAACACAAGGGAAGAUUACUAAUUUGGUUAAGGAAAUUGAUCCACAGACUGUAAUGCUCCUGGCUAGCUUUGUUUUCUUUAGAGGCAACUGGGAAAAGCCUUUUAAACCGGAGAACACUGAAGAAAGGGAGUUCUUUGUGGAUGCUGAAACUACUGUGAAAGUUCCUAUGAUGUAUCAGGUUGGCAUAUUUGACUUGUAUUUUGAUGCGGACCCGCCUUGCACCGUGGUACGUCUUCAUUACAAUGGAAGUGCUACUGCGUUUCUAGUUCUGCCAGCAAAAGGAAAAAUGAAGCAGUUAGAACAAACUCUGGACAAGGAAAGAGUCAAGAAAUGGUCAGACCAUCUAUUCAAGAGCAAAAUACAGCUCUACUUCCCCAAAUUUUCUAUCUCUGGGAGCUAUGAAAUAACAAACGUACUUAGCAAGAUGGGAAUUGUGGACGUGUUCACCAACCAGGCAGAUCUCUCUGGAAUCACUGGUGUCCCAGAGCUGAAGGUUUCUAAAGUUAUCCAUAAGGCUGCUCUGGAUGUUGAUGAGAGAGGUACUGAGGCUGCGGCGGCUGCAGCAACAACUGCUCCUAAGAUAAUGGCCCUCACUCUUGCUCCUAGAAUUGAAUUCAACCAUCCCUUCCUGAUGCUGAUUUUUGACAGAGACACAAACAGUACUCUCUUCAUAGGAAAAAUAGCUAACCCAAGUACCACUAGCAGAAGUGAGAUAUGAACUCUAAUUAUUGUUACUAAUUAAAGAAGAUGUGAAACUGCACAAUGCUUAUUUCCAUUUGCACCAGCAAAGUAUAAAGCUCUUUUUCAGCAAGAGUUUUUAUUCUAUGUCAUUAUCAAAAACUCUAGGUAUUGAUUGUGACACUUUCUUAGGAGGAAGUAUGAAAAAUGCUUUAAAUUCUUCUACCAAAGAAUGACUCUUUUAUUUGACUGAAAAACAAGGAAAAACCUGCUAAGAAUUGCCAGUAUUGAGAGAGAAAUGUUUGUACAUCAAUGGAAGAUUCCUGCUUAGCAAUUCAUUGUCAGUCAGAAUAUCAGAUAAAAUGAUUAACGCUUCUGCAAACAAAGCAUAGGCAGUUGUAAUUUACCAUAAAUACAUAAACAAGUAAAUAAGAAGUGAGAAGAGCUGAAUCAACAACGUAGGGAACGUAGGGUCAUGGGAGACUGAAGCUUCCGUCAACACUGGAAACAUGAGGAGUUGUUUUCAGUAGGGAGAGAGAAUUCUCUUCUCCAUAAAUCAUUUAUCACUUUUAGUGUUAAUCUAGCAGCAAAUAUUUCUGGAAAGCCUUCCUUCAGCUCAAAACAGAGCUAUUCUUCAUCCUGAGGACUUUCAAACAAGUAUUGUCUAUUUGGCAGACUUAGCACACGUUAAUAGUUGACUCUUCACACGUGUAUCCAUCAGUUGUCAGGAGGAUGUAGCUAGAUGAGAAGGUGAGGUAUUUGGACAACAAUUACACAAGCAUAUUGUCAGCUGUGAUUUGGUCUAGCAAAGUGCCAUCCUUCCAUAGCUACUAAAGGUAGAUAUGUAGAUAUCACCCUGUGAGCAGAUCUCCAGACCCAGGGAGCGGUGACAGCCAACCAUGAGAGUUAGAACAGCCUGAGGGCAGAAUGAUAACCUCUUUCAACAGACUUGCUUUGAAAAUGGGUACAAGAAAGACCACAGCUGACUCUUAACUACAACUGCAGUUUUGGAAGGAAGUGAAAUGGUAUCGCAGAUCAGGAAAUACUGCAGGAGCGGUCAAAUGGCUUGGGACGCAAAAAGCUUCAGCCACAUCAGUCUCUGUGAAAUUAGAGCAAGGGUGAUUUUCAGCUUGACACACAAAAGGAAGACCAAAGCACUGUCUCUCCUUUACAGAGAAAAGGAAAUAUCCCUUUCUGUUCUGUAUUUCUAAUAAAAAUUUUCCUGUUGACUGUCACACUUGGUCCUCGGUUGGGCUUUUUGACUAACUGCUCAUAAUCUCUGAAUAGGAAAGUUUAUGACCAACUGACAAACACUGAUGGCAAGAAUCCCAGUGAAUGAGAUACAUGCGCACUACACCAUUUUCCUGGUUCCU